Molecule: messenger RNA, 11052 nt
Organism: Pseudopipra pipra
Lineage: Eukaryota; Metazoa; Chordata; Aves; Passeriformes; Pipridae
Gene: KCTD16
Product: potassium channel tetramerization domain containing 16
Exons: 3
Coding region: 766-2049 (427 amino acids)
Biological process (GO): regulation of G protein-coupled receptor signaling pathway; protein homooligomerization
Cellular component (GO): postsynaptic membrane; signaling receptor complex; presynaptic membrane
Molecular function (GO): protein binding
Source: RefSeq, a predicted model, not a curated record
CGGCGGGCCAUGGCGGUGCCGCCGGCCGCGCUGCCCGCCUCGCUGCCGCCGCGGGAGCCGCCGGAGCCCGGCAGUCCCUAGCGCAGGCUGCGGGCUUUCUGCAAGUCAUCGGGGCCGGCGGACGCACCCCGCGCUGCCCUACCGCUCCCCCAGCCCAGCGCAUCCACUCGGGAAUUUUUGGGUUUGUUGGGUUUUUUUAUUUUAUUUUUUUUAUUUUAUUUUCCUCCCCCGUGCUGUAUGUACUGGUUUUCCUCGUCACCCGCCACGGUUAACUUCCCUGUGACUCGGUUUAACUCUUGAGAUCUACGUGGAUGUUGCUAAGAGCACUUCUCUUGCCUUUGCUGUCCCUUGCUGGGAUCGGAUUCACACUACCCGGACCCUGUGUGCCUGUAUGUGUGUUCUGAGUGUCUUGACAUUUUGAUUCCUUUACAAGAGCUAUGCAUUAAUUGUAACCAAGACCUGUGAGUGACCAUAGGCUUGGCUUGACCUUGAUUUUGAUGGCUUUGUUGGAAGAUCUAAUGAUGUGAUUGCAUUUCACGAGGUGAUUGCUCUCCAGCCUCCGUGGCUCAGGGUAUAAACCGCUUCUGCCACACUGUCACUCAUGGACAAUUCAGAUUUUUUUUUUAAACAAACCUUUUGGCUACCAUUAUUUUCUCACUCCUCCUUUCCCUGCUGUUUCUCCUUAAUGCUGGGAGCCUUAUUCUACCCUCUGAUGUGAUUGAUAGUCCUGCUGCUUUGCGCUGCUGAUUUCUGGUUUAAAAUACAAUGGCUCUAAGUGGCAACUGCAGGACUUACCUGCCUCCUCGGGAGCAGGGGACUGGACUACACUCCUUCCCAGAGGUAGUGGAGCUCAACGUGGGUGGCCAGGUUUACUUCACUCGCCACUCCACCUUGGUUGGCACCCCUCACUCCCUGCUGUGGAAAAUGUUCACCCCAAAGAGAGACACAGCCAACGAUCUGGCCAAGGACUCCAAGGGAAGAUUCUUCAUUGACAGAGAUGGUUUCCUUUUCCGCUAUAUUCUGGACUAUCUCAGGGACAAGCAAGUGGUUUUGCCUGACCACUUCCCAGAGAAGGGAAGGCUCAAGAGGGAGGCUGAGUACUUCCAGCUCCCAGACUUAGUCAAACUCCUGACUCCUGAUGACAACAAGCAAAGCCCUGAUGAUUAUUGCCACAGUGACUACGAAGAGGUCUCCCAAGGCAGUGACACGAGAAUAUGCCCACCCUCAUCGCUCUUACCGUCAGAUCGGAAGUGGGGAUUCAUUACCAUCGGGUACCGGGGGUCGUGCACUAUUGGCAGGGAGAGCCAAGCAGAUGCCAAAUUCAGGAGGGUCCCAAGGAUUUUGGUUUGUGGAAGGAUUGCUCUGGUCAAAGAGGUCUUUGGAGAAAGUUUAAAUGAAAGCAGGGACCCAGACAGGGCUCCAGAAAGGUACACCUCCAGGUUUUAUCUCAAGUUCAAGCACCUGGAGAGGGCUUUCGACAUGUUGUCCGAGUGUGGAUUCCACAUGGUGGCCUGUAACUCCUCGGUGACAGCUUCCUUCGUCAACCAGUACACAGAUGACAAGGUCUGGUCCAGCUACACCGAAUAUGUCUUCUACCGUGAGCCCUCCCGGUGGUCCUCGUCCCACUGCGACUGCUGCUGCAAGAACGGCAAAGGCGACAAGGAGGGAGAGAGCGGCACAUCCUGCAACGAGCUGUCAACAUCCAGCUGCGACAGCCAGUCGGAGGCCAGCUCCCCCCAGGAGACCGUCAUCUGCGGCCCUGUCACGCGCCAGACCAACAUACAGACUCUGGACCGGCCGGCCAAGAAGGGCCCUGUGCAGCUGCUGCAGCAGUCCGAGAUCCGCAGGAAGAGCGACCUGCUCCGGACUCUCACCUCUGGCUCCCGGGAGUCCAACUCCAGCAAGAAAAAAGCAGUGAAGGAGAAGCUCUCCAUUGAGGAGGAGCUGGAAAAAUGUAUCCAGGAUUUCCUCAAAAUCAAAAUCCCAGACCGGUUUCCCGAGAGGAAACACCCCUGGCAAUCUGAACUGCUGCGGAAGUACCACCUUUAGGCUCAGGGUGGGGAGAGCACAUGACCUUGUUACAUUAGAGACAGAUCCUAAGUGAUACAAAAAUAAUUCCCAAUAAUAAUUAUUUAUUAGGUCACCGAAACCAAAAUCCAUCUCUAGUACUGCCUAAUUUGCCUAUUUCACCUUAACAUUUCUAGUCGUAGGGUAACGAUAUUUUUUGCAGUCCUGGAAGCACAAUGACAAACGCUUUCGUUUGUAAACUCGGAGUCUUACACAAGCUGAAAACCUUAAGGGCACAACCAGACCCAUGCCAAGGGAUGGUUGCAUGCAGCUGCCAGUGCCGUGGGAGCGUGGCCUGGGAACAGGCAGGUCAGGGGGAUGUGAGCUCCGUGCCCUCUGUGUCCAGCUCAGAGCACAUCUGUUUGGAGGGAGGUGCACACUGCGAAGCCCCAAGCUCUGCCGUGGCAGUUUAAGCAUGUGUAUAUAUAUAUAUGUGCAUAUAUAUAUGUGUGUAUAUAUAUCUCUGUGUAUAUAUAUAUGUAUAUAUAUAUCUAUAUAUAUAUAUCAAUAUAUAUUGCUUAAAGAUUUUCUGGCUCUCUCCUCAUAACUGCACUUUCUCAGAAAAGCGCAUUUUUUAGCCGUCUGUGGAUGUUCAGUUUCUUCUCCAGGUCUUUGAGGGCUGAACAGUAGAAGUCCAUCUCACUGUCUCUCCCCUGCUCCCUCUCCCUGUCUUUACCCCUUCUCUGAGACACUGUAAAUGCGUUUCAGUGGAGAUCAGGGUGCAGUCUGUGGUUCUUUGUUACCAUCAGCAAAUACUCCCAUUUGUUUUGGAUGAUCUUGUCCCUCUGUGUCCUCCCCACACCUCUUGUGUUCCUCAAAGCUCCCCAGUGUCAGUGGGUUAAAGGUGUGCUGAUCCCAGCUGGAAAGCUGUAGGGCUGGUUCCACGGCUGUGUGUGGAGUGGCUGUGCUGGUUUUUGUGGAUGCCAGGCACAAGUGCCAGGGGUGUCUAUCCCAGCUGGCAGGGACAGAGGGCACUGUAUCCCAUCCGGCACAGAAGCACCCACAGAAAUCACCCACCCAACCAGCCCCAUGGUGCUUUGUGUGUGGGGAUCCACUGUUGGAGGAGAGAGUAGGUGUGUGCCAAGAGAAAGUACAACCCUAGGAGGUACCUGCGUUCCAUCCCACAGAUCCCAUGGUGGGACAGCCAGCAAACUGCACCGUGUGUGCCGUGUCACCCCCGGAGCCAUGGGAAAGGCUGGUCCUGCACUGACCCACGGGGAAAGGGUGCAGGUGGGUCUAUGGGGUGCAGAAGUUCCAAGGCCAGGUAAGGCCUGAGCAUGGCAGCACAGACCAGAGAGCGUCGGGGGGUUGGCAGGUGGCAAAGGCGUGGGAUCAACCAAACUGGGAGCAGGGGAGCACCGGGGGGGAUCAGCUCUGGGGGCUCAGGCUGCUAAGGAGGGAAGCCAUGGAGAGUGAUGGAAAACUUAGUUGCUCCAGCUAGCCUGUGUUGGCCACAUCUGGGAACAACCCAGCUGGAGGAUUUGGGAUAAAUUUUUCAUUUUCUAAAGGCACAGAAAGAAGAUUUUUAUAUAUAUAGAAAAAACUACCGACAAUGACAGUGCUGGUAGCACAGAGCACUUGGAUUUUGACUCAUUUAGCAUCCUGCAGAUUCGAGGGCUUCCCACCUACUAAAUUCCAGAGGUUGCUGUGGGAGAUGAUGCUGUCCCAUCUGCACUGGUUCUCUCUGUGAUCCUCAUGCAGUUCCAGCAAGACGGAAGCUUGGUUCCUGUGGGGUUCCAUCAUGCCCAGCUGGGACAGAGGGGUUUGGCAGAGAACUGUGAAGUCUUCACAAGCACACAGGUGUGUUUUGGUGAGGAUGCACAUUUUACCAGCAACAAUAGGAAGCAAUACUUGUCCAGAGGGAUCCAUAAGCAUGAGCUGGUUGUGGGGAGGGGGAAACCCUCCCAGCAAUACAUCUCCAGGUUGUGGCAGAACAGGGCUUGGAUGUAGCAGCUGGUCACCACCUCUAUGGAGAUUGUACAUGAAGAAGGUGCCAUUCCUUACAGCUGGCAUGCCAUGUUGGUACCAAGGAUUGGGAAUGAGAGGCUCUGGGCUGGGAAAUGCUCAGUGAGGAAACUCAGAGCUUCCCAGAAUUCUGCUUUAGAACGAGUUCAGGUUUUAGGACAUUCCCUCAUGCUGGAGUUCAGGCCUGGCUGUUGUGCCACCUUCCACUUACAGGCUCAAAAGGCACAUGUUCCCACAGAAACCAAUGUUUUGCACAAGAUCCACACAUUUGGCCCUGCUUAGUUGUGUUGUGGUUAGUUUAUAACAUUUUUCUUUUCCUGCUAAACAUUUCCCACACCUUACCCUCCUGCUCUGGCACCAAGCAAGAAAACCUCCGGAUUUCCAGCAGAGAAUGGGGUUGGGAACAGGUCCCCUUGUUCCUUGGCAGCAGACUGGAGCUAAAACCUUGUCCUUUCAAUCCCGAUCUUUCCAAGUCUCUCUUUAAUAUCACAAAUAUUUGGGCUAUAAACUGCAUGUGAGAGUGGAAGAACAGGCAUUGGAUGUGUGUGUGUGUGUGUUCCCAGGCUGAUGUUCCGGGGACACAGGAUUGCUCAGUGAUUAAUAACUGUGGAAAAAUUAGACCAAAUGAAAUGCGCCUGAGUGGGCCUGAUUUAUGUGGCCUUCAUGUCUCCAGUUUGAGAUGAAAUGGUUAUUACUCUCCAGUGCUACAGAAAUAAAGGUCUUAAACUUCAGUAAUCACAAGCAGGCUGAACCUGCUGGGAAACCCAAUUUGAGAUGGGGCUGGAGGAGGGCAGUGCCCAGACAUGGGGCUCGUGUGUGUGCAUGAUUGUGUGUGUUCUGCUGUGCUACUAAGGGGUCUUGUUCUGGUCUAACUACAUGUAUGGUUGUUUUAUGAGUGGCUUGUAUAGAGCUGGGGCUGUGCUGCCAGGUUUUGUGCUGCUCACAGUGACUGGUGGGCUGUAGGUGGAACACAGGAGGCCUGAGUGGUGGGGGGGGGCUGUCACUCCUCCCCAGCAGAGUCAGAGCUGUGUGGAUGCUGCCCAGAGCUCCCCUUCUCUCCAUCCUCACUCACUGCUCUCUCUGCACCACCCCGGUUCCAUGGCACCCCCUCAAAAAGCCACAUUUAGGUCACCUCAUUCUGCCACCACUGGGCAGGGGCAGGGGAUGGGAGCAUCCAGCAAUGGUGUGGAAAAACCAUGGGCAGGUAGAGACAGGGACCAGGGGAAUUAAAAAUGCUGCUCCAUGGUGGCCCCAUAGUUCAGCUGUGUGUGGCAGUGGGUCAGGAAAGAGCAAUCAAACCUUCUACAGGCACCAGGAUGGCGGCAGGAGGGUGACAGUAACUCUGGAAGACCUGUUCCUAAAAAUAGUGCCAUGGACAUAUAGAGACACAAAACUAUAUAUACUUCCAUGUAGUUGGAUAGAUAUAAUCACACUCCUAGGGAUGAAAGGCAGGUGCCAAUGCCUUCUUGGAAAGGUUGUUCCCCAUCCCCUCAGGGGUGGGCAUCUCUCACUGUUCCCAGGGACAGGAAAUCCCUGCAAUAGGUGGGUGUCAAAGUGGUACCUCAAAGCCUAUGGCCAACAGGAGGAGGGGAACGUGGCCCAUGCUUGGUGUGUCCAGAACCUUCCUCCUACCAGGGCUUUUCCCUGAGGCUGUGCUGGGAAAUGGGGCCAUGAAGGGAAGAAUGGAGACAAGGUAUUUCAGAGGAAAAAAGGAAACUGGAAUGAGAUUGCCAGAAAGGCAGAUGGGUUUGGGGCUCUAAAGUAUAUUCUACUCAAUUCUACUCUCUACUUUCAGUGAGAGAACCCAUGUCUCUCCCUAGGACAGUUUUGGUAGCAAUCCAAAAUUAAACUCAGUUCACAGAGUACUUUAUUCUUUCUAAAAUAUCUGGGGGCAAACUGGACUUUGAGCUACUUUCCACACAUAACGAAGACCAAAUAUAACUUCUGUUGAAAUUAACUGAAAAACUUACAUUGACUUCAGUGGGACUGAGACUCCCCUAAAACAACUUUUCUCAAGAAAAAUGGGCACUUGUCCCAGUGAGGAUGAGUAAGAACAUACACAUCCAUGUACAUUGCUUGCGUGGCACAGGUCCAGUCAUUUGGGGAUGGUGUGGCACAGCCAGUCUGUAAAUAUCAUGGCCUGGUCUUACUUAAGCUUAGCUUAGGGCGCUGGGGAGGGAACGUGGUGAGCAACCCCUGCCCCUAUGGGUGGGUGACACAGCUCCUGUCACAGCCACCCACAUCCCACCUGCCCCGGUGCCCAUGACAGCUUCCACCUCUCCUGGGCAGAAUUCCCAGUUUCCAAGGGUUUUGUUAUGUGCCCAAACACCUCGAGACACCUGAGCAGGACUCAGAGCAUCAGGGGGAGACACAGGGAGAAUGUGUCAGUUUACACAGACCCACAGGGACCAAAUUAUUUUACCAUCUGCACACGCUCUCCAGAGGCUUCACAGUGCUCUGGAGAACAUUUUAGUGUUUUAAUUCUAGUUUGGUGGUCCAUUUAUUAAUUUCAUUUUCAAAUUGUGGGCUGAAGGAGAAGACAAGGUUGGAGUUUAUUGGCAAUGGCCAUCACGUAGCCAAGCCCUUCAGCUGUGUCCCAAUCUGUUCUCCCAGCCCUAGGAAGGCUGGAGGAAACUUUCCAGCUCCUUACCCUUCCCAAAGCCCUUCCUACCACGGCGAGUAUGGACUUUCAGAGUACUUUAUGCACAAGGCCCCAUGUGUAUCAUGGUACAAAAUAAUUGUCCAGUCUUAUGGAUAGUUUAUGCCCCAACGGGGUUUUGUAGAUUAAUAGUAAAAGGACAGAAAAAAAAAAAAAGAAAAAGCACUUUUAAAUUAUUUGUAUUAUAAAAAGACAUUCUUUAUUUUUCUUGGCAUCGAUGUCACUUAGCUAAAAAAUCCGUUUAUAAAUAGGAUAUUGCAGAUUUUAAACUAUAGCAAUGCUAAAGCAAACACAAAAAAGCAGAAUUCAGAGUUACACAGACAAAACUUACUGAGGUGAAGCAGGAGGGAGGCAGGGCCCAGCUGGCUGAACGGGUGGGCGUUGGAGUUGAGGGGGAUGAUGUCCUCCCUGGGGCCCCUUUGUGGUCCCCUCUGGCCACCCCCAGCCCCAGGGAGGUGGCUGGACCAGUUCCCCCCCCAGUCAUUUGGGGUUGUACAAAAGAGCAGGUGCUGCCAGUGCAAUACUGUCCCAGCCAACACGGGGUGUAGAGGGGGUUUGGUGAUGUUGUGAUCUCUCGGGGCCUUGCUUACGUUACAUUUUCGGACCUCAUACAGCACUUAAUGACUUCGCUGAGGCUGAGUCAGUCUGUUGCACAUUGAUGUAGAUUAAGUGGCACCCACUGAAUUACCUCUCGACUUUCCAACGUGGUUCACUUGUACAUAAGUGUAAUGUCAAACUGUUUACAGGUUCUUUUGUGCGUAAUUGUGGAAAAAAAAAAAAAGUUUUAACUACAAAUUUAAAGGAAUCGAUUUUACUGGAAGGUGUUUAAAAAAAUGAAUGUGCUUAAUACAGUAUAGACAUCCUUGCUAAUGGUCUCACCUGAAUGCAUGUAUCCGUGUUGUCAGUCCCCACCAGUGAGGUUAUUGGCAAUAUUCUGCAGUCUGUGAAUAGCAAAUAUGCAUAAACUACUGUGACUCUGACAAAUAUAACUCGGUAACUGUUUCUACUGUGGUAUGUAAAAAAAAAAAAAUCUUGUAGCUUUUAGCCUGCUGUAUUUCUCUGGUGCAAAGAACACCAGGAAAAAGAGAGAUCUUGGAAAAAAUGAAGUCACAGCUGUGACCUGUGUGGGGUCAUUCAUGCAAUGGCACCUUCUGGGUCGCUGUGGUACAGGCGCUAAAAAUGCCAUUUUUAGAGGCUGGGAGGUGGGAAGUGAAGGUGUUGCUGCUGCCUUCUGCUCUGGCAUUGCUGCUGGAAGCAUAGCUGGCCUUUGGCUCAGGGGAUGAUGAGUGAAGAGCUGCUCCAUGUGCAGGGGGGGUGUCAGACCCUGCAUGGGGUAGCACAGCACCGGUGUCAGGACGCUGGGCCACUGAAAACUGCAGCCAAUUUGUGUCUUGCCAUUCAAAUAAAGCAGUGAAUAUACACUGUAAGAGCACAGACAAGAAUAAAUAAGUUGGUAUCUUUCAACUGUCACAUACACACGCAGGAAUACAUCCAGAGAUCCAUCCAGGCUUUCUUGCCCAUGGGGAUUUAGCAUCAGGCCUUGUGACCACUUCUCUCCCUCCCAGUGGGGCAUUAUUCUCCUGUGAAAGUGAUGGGUAUUUUUCCUCAUUUAUUUCUGGAUUGGUCUGAAAAUAACAGUUCAGUGGUCACAGGGGAAAGUUCUUCUCCCUCCCUGUCUCGCACAGAGAUUUUGUGAUGCUGUGAUUUGAAAGUCCUGGCCCCAGCAGCUGGAUAAGCCAUUGCUGCCUUAGGGGUUACCUGCCAGAGGGUAUCCAAAAAUACUUUAUCCUUUGUCAUUUUAAAGACAUCUUGGCAAGGGAUGGCUUCAUCCCAGCCAGCGGCUGAGUUACAAGUGGAGGAGGUGCAGGGCAUGACAAGAGGAGAAAGAUACAGGGGGAAAGGCAGGAUAUCUUUUUGGGACAUGGAGAGGUAGCCAGCUGUGGCCUUUUCCAGAGUUGGCCCUCAGUCAUCCAUCCCAGGUAGGUCCCUGGGGAAUGGUGUCCAGCAGUGAAGACUUCACCUUCCUGCAGUAGCUGCUGCAAAGAUAAAAGGGGAAAAGGUGGUGGGAAGGAGCUGUUCUGCCCCAGCAUGGCUGUUCUUGGAGCAGCAGAUUCACAAUUUGGGGUUACUGCUGUAUCUUGGCCCAUCCCUGGAAGUGUUCAAGGCCAGGUUGGAUGGGGAUUGGAGCAGCCUGGUCUAGUGGAAAGUGUUCCUGCCUUCCCCUGGCAGGGGGUAGAACAAGAUGGGCUUUAAGGUCCCUUCCCACCCAGGCCAUUCUGUGAUUCCAUGAUCUUCCUCCCUUCAGCACAGCUCUCUGGGAGCAAUUAGGGCUCUGUCCUGCUGCCACUGCCACGUGGGUGGCCCAGCUCCCAACGCUCCCAGUCAUACCUGCAUGGAUGGAAUUGGGAAGCAUCGCUGUAGGCAAGCUGGGGCUGAAAAAGCCAGAAAACCAGAUGAUGGCUCACUUGUGGAGCUGAGGAUCCAGGGAUGAUUGGUUUUAUUAUUAUUUUUAAUCUGUGGUACUUGGCUGUGGUUGAGAGGAAGCCCUUUCCAACGGCCCCUUCUGGGAGAAGGUGAAAGAUCCAUCUUUGCAGCAUUUCCCCCAUAUGGUACUUCCCUGUAGCAGGGAUUUGGAUGUUGCAGUGUCUGCACAAGCAUAUGGAAGGCAAAGUGUGUUGGAAGCUGUGUCUCCUCAGAUGGUGAGGCGGCUGCUCGCCGGGUGUACCUGCGGCACCAGCCCAGUGCUGGCAGCACCAUGAGCCAGGUGAUCCUGGCACAAUCCCUAUCCUGGCAGAGAACUCUGUAGGAGGCACCUGCCUUCUGCCUCGGAGCCACACCUGCAGUAGGGCCAGUGUCCCUAAACCCCCCUUACAGCUCUCGGAUGAGCUUCUCCCAGAUUAGCCACCCCUUGCCUGGAGCCAAGGAGCUGGGGGAGAGGGCAGGGUGAACCGAGGAGACAGUUCUGCUGCUGUUCCUGAGCAAAUUCAGGGGUCUGCAGCCCUGUUACCCCUCGCUGGGAUUGUCUCUCACAAUCCAUCUCUCCAUACAGGAGAACACACGGGGAGCAGCUGAGACCCCCAGUAUGGGUGGCAGGUCUUCUCUCCAGCAGGACGCCCCUCAGUUCUGAGAAGCAGCUCACCUCUGCUGCUUCCCACACUCAUUCUGAGGCAGAAAGCUGAAUUUUGCUAUUCUGAGCACUUUUGAGCACUGUCUUGUCUUCUUUUCAUGUCAGGGCAGAUGUGAAAGAGUAGUGGGUGUUCGGGUUAGAACACCUGCACAAUAAUUACUGAGGAUUUAAUUACCUCCCCUGCGCAACACUGGAUGAUGUGCAUGGAAAACAGGAGAGAUUCCCUUUGAUACCAGGUGAUACCAGAAAAUGAUUUUAAUCUGCCUUACAACUAUAUAAUUAAAGGAGCUUAUAUAUAGAAAUAUAUAUAUAUAUAUACACACACACACACAUAUACGUACAUUUCUUUUUCUUGCUGCUGGAGUUACAGUCGUUCUGGCCUGGGAGCAGAGUAGGCAGCACUAGGUUAGAACUGGGCUUGCUCCAUGCCGAGUGCUGCCGUAAGCCACAAGGGUGAGUUGGGGUGGGAAGAGCAAACUCACUGCUUUCCACAGCCCUUUCAGGGGAGAGGCCACCCCUCCCCAGAGGUAAUCCCCAACCCCCCAAAAUGACAAGCUAUCCCCACGCCUGGUGUCUGUGGAGGAGGUGUGGGGGGGUGGGAAGGCUGUGGUCAGUCUCUGGAGGAGGUGUGGGGUGGGGAAGGCUGUGGGCAGUCCCUCUGUCACCCCUUCUGCUCCCUGACCUGGGCGAUUCCCCCUUGGCACGAUGCUCGGGCAAGGAGAGGUGUGACCCUGCAGGUCAUUCCGGGCUUGACAGGAAUGGGACUAAAUUAUUGUUGUGCCCCAAAACCAGAGCAAACAAGUAGCUCAGCAGCUUGUUCAGAGGUAUCCAGGAGAGAAGAUCCCUCCACUGUCAGGCAGGAUGUGGGUGGGAUAACAGUGCCUGGGACGCAAAACCCUGCAUCCUCCAGCCUCUCCCCUCUGUCCCGAGUCAGGGCGAUGAGGAAACCUGCUGCAGGGAACUGGAACAACGGGAUGGUGUCAGGUGAGGGCAGAGAGCAUCGGAUACUCACUUCUCCCUCGACUGUUCUCUCCCGUUGCUGCUGCCGAGAGCCGGGAACUGGUGCUGCCUCCGCCCCCGUGCUACUGCUGCCGAGGUGUCUGUGGGGAGAGCUCUGUAAAUACAGCAGGUUAAAAACUGGCACAGUAUCAGCAGGUCUGUAUUUAAUGCAGAUGUUUCCCAUGUUUUGUAGUAUUGUUUUAUUGAUAAAUAAAAAUCAACCAAAGACAAAAAA